GUCAAUAGGCGCUAUUGGCAAUGCAAAGUGUUCCAAGUUGUUUGUAUUUAUGAUUUUCAUCACUAAUUGCUAUGUCAUUACCUAAGCACAUCUUUAAACUAAGCAUUCGGUUCUAUAGUAAGCAACGAAAGAGACCCUUCUUUGACAAGGUCCGCAUACAUGUCCGUGGAGGGGCAGGUGGGCAAGGGUUCCCUAAAUUUGGGGGCAUAGGUGGUCGGGGCGGUGAUGUAGUCAUUAGGGCCACAGAGAAAGCAACCUUCCAAAAACUGGUCGAGAUCACGCCACUAAAAAGGUUCACUGCAGGCUCAGGAGGCAACAGCUCGAAGCAGGUGCUUCUCGGGUAUAACGGGGAGCCUCACAUUGUUCCAGUGCCUCUGGGUGUUACCAUUACAACAGACGAAGGCAGAGUUCUGGGUGACCUAAACAAGGAGGGUGAAGAGGUGGUGGUAGCCAAGGGCGGGGCUCCAGGGGGUCCAGAAAACAACUACACAGGGCUCAAGGGUGAGGCCAUGUCCGUGACCCUUGAUCUCAAGCUGCUUGCUGACAUUGGACUGGUUGGGUUUCCUAAUGCUGGCAAGUCCACAUUUCUGAGUGUGAUAUCCAGGGCCAGUCCCAAGAUUGCCGCCUAUCCAUUCACUACACUUCGUCCACAGAUUGGCGUGAUGGAAUAUGCAGAUUACAGACAGAUCACUGUGGCUGACCUUCCGGGCCUGAUAGAGGGCGCUCACCUCAACUACGGUCUUGGCCACCAGUUUCUGAAGCAUGUAGAACGCACCAAGAUGCUCCUUUUCAUAGUUGACAUCAACGGCUUUCAGCUCAGUGCCAAUCAUGAGGCAAGGACUGCCUUUGAGACUCUACUGCUCUUGAACAAGGAAUUAGAGUUGUACAACAAGGACCUGCUGCACAAGCCUGCUGUGGUGGCCCUCAAUAAGAUAGACACGGACGCCACUGGGGACAUCACCAACAGUGUAGUAGACAGGAUCAAACACCUGCCUGAGUCUCUAUCUGAUGUUGACCAAUCACUUCACCCAGAGACCCUGAUCAAGUUCAGAGAAAUCUACAAAAUCUCCACGCUAGAAGAAAUUAAUAUAGAGACGAUGAAAGGGCGUUUGCGUGCCUGUUUGGAUGUGUUUGCUUCAGAACAGGACAUACGCAUGAAAGAUGAGAGAGUUCUGGACCAGGAACAAGAGAUGAGGAAAAUUGAGAGUGUACAUGGGAAGGAGAGGUUAAAGAAGAAACUUGUGUGAGAUGUAGUUGUCAAAAUGCACUAGGACAGAUUUUAUAUGAGCCUUGUUCUAAAAAGUGGGGUUAAUGAAUGUGCGUUAAGUGUCAUCCCAGAUUAUCCUGUGCCAUCCGCACAGGCUAAUUAAUCAGGAACGACACUUUCCGCCUAAACUUGAUUUUCGGUAAGGAGGGACUUCCUUGAAACUUAAAAUACCAUAAAAGUGGAAAGUGUUGUCCCUGAUGAGCCUGUGUGGACUGCACAGGCUAAUCUGUGACGACACUUUAUGCACAUGCAUUAUGCCCAGUUUUCUCAAAACGCGCCUCAUAUAAUCAUUAGGUGUUCCUUUUUGAUUUCUAAGACCUAGGGAAGGAUUGUGUAAAAUGAGUGUUAUUGUGUAUUAUCUGUACACUAUAUGUGACUUUGUAAUUAAUGAGAAUGUGUUAUGGCAUGCUUGCAGUGAUGGGGGCUGCGUAAAAUGGAUAAUACCGUCUUAUAUUGAGUUAAUACCCAACUGCAUAGUGGAAAGAUUGAAAAAUGAUGUAUUAUUGCUGAAUGUUCAAAAUGAGUAAUACUUUCAUGAAGUGUAUAAGACAUAAUUAAUGGUGUAAAAUUAAUAUGAUUGUGACAUUGUCAUGUACAUGUAGCUUACCUGUGAAAAUGUCAUGUACAUGUAGCUUACCUAUUUGUUAUUGCCAUCACAGUUCAGCAGUUAGGGUCAGAGAUGGUAGGUCUGGGCCAGCAUAGCCCUCUUGUCGUUUGGUUGUGAUUUAUUCUGUCAAUACAUGUACAGAUGCUUUGAAUGAGCAAGGAAUUUUUAUGAUGUCCUCUAUUAUCGGUUUGUUAAAAAUUCUAUAAUUGUUCAUUGUUUUAUAUAUUAUAUAUAAUAGAUCUGCAGAUAGUU
Molecule: messenger RNA, 2126 nt
Organism: Dreissena polymorpha
Lineage: Eukaryota; Metazoa; Mollusca; Bivalvia; Myida; Dreissenidae
Product: GTP-binding protein 10-like
Exons: 9
Coding region: 72-1247 (391 amino acids)
Cellular component (GO): mitochondrion
Molecular function (GO): GTPase activity; magnesium ion binding; GTP binding
Source: RefSeq, a predicted model, not a curated record